AUGAGCCAAGAAAAAACUGAAAUAUUUGAAAGUGAGUUGUCAGAAGAGAAAGAGAGGAGAGAGUCAUUGUCAUCUGAUCUUAAUUCUGUCCAGAAGACUGUGCAAGUUCAAAGUGAGGAAUUACAAAACUCAAAAUCAGAACUUACAUGCCUUUAUAAUGAAAUUCAAAGUCUUCAUGGGUCAACAGAAGAUAAAGACCAUUUUUUAAUAGCUUAUGACUUACUCCAGAAAGAGAACUCUGAAUUAGAAGCAAAGGUCUUGAAGCUUUUACAAGAAUUUGAACAAUUACAUUCUUUCACUGUAUGGCAAAAAACAGCAACUGCUAAUUUAAUUACAAGUGACAACGUCUGUAAAGAUCUUGUGUCUAGCAAACCUAUCUUGGAAGUAGAGAAUCAAAAUCAAAAGGAAGAGGGAGAGGAAUUCUGUCCCGAAGUAGGAGAAAAUAAGCAGAAGGCAAUUCCGAAGGAGUCAGUAGAGGAGGGCAGUAUUCCAAGAGAAAGGCAGAAGGAGGAAUGCUCACCAGAGAAUCCCAAUAUGAAAGAUGAAGAGCACCAGCUUGUCAUAAAGCCUGAGGAGAUUGUGAGGCUUAGAGAAGAACUGAGCCGAAUUAAUGAGAGCCUCCUCCAGUCUCAGAACUCCGGGGAGAGUUCAGGUGACAAUAGCUCCCAGUGUGCAACAUCUGGAGAAAAAAUAAGACACCAGCAGCAAGAAGAACUACAGCAACUUCGCCAGAAUUUGCACCGGAUUCAGAAUCUGUUUAACUCAGCUGAAAAAGAGCUUCGAUAUGAACGAGGAAAGAACCUGGACUUAAAACAACAUAACAGCUUACUUCAGGAAGAAAGCAUGAAGAUAAAAAUUGAACUAAAGCAGGCCCAGCAGAAGUUAUUAGACAGUGCAAAGAUGUGUUCUUCUCUGACAGCAGAGUGGAAGCACAGCCAGCAGAAAAUCAAGGAACUGGAGUUGGAAAUACUUAAACAGACUCAGAGCAUUAAAUCGCAGAACAGCCUACAGGAAAAGCUGGAUCAGGAGAAAUCUAAAGUUGCUGAUGCAGAGGAAAAGAUUUUGCAACUGAAGCAGAAGUUAGAACAUGCUCAAAAGACUUGUCACACAGAUGCUUGUAUUUUGGGGAAGAAGGAACUGGAGGAAAGAAUUAAAGAAGCAGUAGAAAAUGAAACAAAACUAAAGCAAUACUAUCAGGAGGAAAUGCAGAGGAGAACACUCCUAGAUCAGAAUAUAAAUGAACUACAAAGGCAAAUAGGAAUCUUACUGGAUAAAGAGAACCGACUGGAAGUGACCAAUUCACAGCAACAACUCAAAAUUCAAGAACAAGAAACCUUAUUAAAACAACUGGAAGAUGUGAAAAGGAAAUCUGAUGAGCAUCGCAAGAGCAACCAGAAACUGUCAGAGAAGUUGUCUAGGUUGCAAAAGGAGAAGGAAACUCUAUGCGAAGAAUAUGGACGACUUCUGAAACAGCUUGAUAUCCACGUGAGAAAGUAUCAUAAGAAACAUCACCAUGAAAAAGCCAAGCUUCGCCAAGUCAAGGAUCUUUUAGAUGAAGAAGUAUCUAUACGAGAUCAGAGAAUUGAACAGCUUGAAAAUGAAGUUGGAAUGCUACAACAGGAAAUUAAGAAGGAGAAGGAAUUCCGAGACCAGAUCACAGCCCAAAAUGAUAUCUUGCUCCUAGAAAAAAGAAAACUUCUCGAGCAACUUGCAGACCAAGAAGAACUGAGUAAUAACAAUAAGUGGAUGAUAUCUUCAGUACAAAGCAAAGUAAAUUUCCUGGAUAAAGAAAACAGGCAAUUACAGGAAAAUAGUAUUCGCCUCUCACAACAAAUCAGUCUUUUAGAGCGCAUUAUAAGGAGCUUCCAGAUUCACAGAGGAGAGCCCAGCAGCAGCGAAGCCUGGGCCAAGGUGGCGAGGACACGGCGCCUGCGGGCUGCGGACGUGGCGGAGGGAGAAGAAUGGCGGCGCCCUGACUUCUCGGAAGGCAGCUCCAAAAUAAAAAUUACUGAAAUUCCUGAAUUUGAAGUCUUGAGUAAGAUACUGCUUUUACCAAAUUCCACUGUCCUGUACUGA
Elephantulus edwardii (Cape elephant shrew) is the source of this 2076-nucleotide messenger RNA. Its product is annotated as coiled-coil domain-containing protein 30-like. The transcript has 15 exons. Bases 1 to 2076 code for a protein of 691 amino acids. NCBI's taxonomy places the organism in Eukaryota, Metazoa, Chordata, Mammalia, Macroscelidea, Macroscelididae. The record is from RefSeq and is a predicted model, not a curated record.